AUGGUCCACACCCUCCCCUUCGGCGACAUCGAGAUCCCCGUCCCCGGCUUCGGCGCCAUGGGCCUCAGCUUCGGGCUCGGCAACAACCUUACACUAGAGCAAGCGGAGCCCGUGCUGCUGAAAGCCAUAGAACUGGGGUGUACCUUCUGGGACACGGCGGUGGUCUACCAGGCGGGCGUGAAUGAGAAGCUGCUGGGCGAUUUCAUCCGCAAGCAUAACGUGCGCGAGAAAGUGUUCAUCGCCUCAAAAUGCGGCUUCAACGUCCUCAACGGCGGCGACAAGACCGUCACCAACUCGCCCGCGCACAUCCACGCCUACAUCGACGGAACCAUCGAGCGGCUCGGCUUCACGCCGGAUCUGUAUUAUCUGCAUCGUGUGGAUCCGAAAACCCCCCUGGAGCAAUCCAUCCCCGCCCUCGCCGCCCUCCGCGCCGCAGGUAAAACGAAAUACAUCGGGUUAAGCGAGUGUUCUGCUGCGACGUUGCGGCGGGCUUCUGCGUUAACCAGAAUCGACGCCAUCCAAGCCGAGUACUCUGCCUUCGAGACGCUGCACGAAACCGACGGGCUGAUUGAGACGGCGCGCGAGCUGGGCGUUGCGUUUGUGGCGUAUAGUCCGCUGGGCCAUGGGUGGUUGGUUGAUCGGUUUGAGUUUGCUUCGCCUAUGGAAUUUGCGGUUGAUGAUUUCAGGCGCAGUAGUCCGAAGUUCCAAGGCGAGAACUUUUAUAAGAAUAAGCGGAUUGUGGAGGAGAUUCAGAAGCUGGCGGCGCGGAAGGGGUGCGCUGUUACGCAGGUGGCGCUGGCGUGGGUUAUAGCGCAGGGGUUGAUUCCGAUUCCGGGGACGACCAAGGUGCAGCGGUUGGAGGAGAAUUGGCGGAGUCGGGAGGUGGUGCUUUCUUCUGAGGAGGCGGCGGAGAUGCGCCGGAUUGUGGAGGCUGCGAAGCCGGUUGGCAAGCGGUAUGCGCCUGCGCAGGAGGCUUUGGUUGGGCAUUAAUUCUGGGGUAUACGUUUCUUUGAGUGUAUAGAUUGAGGUAUACCAGGAAGCUGAAAGGAAGGGGGGUCUGGGG
Messenger RNA from Aspergillus homomorphus CBS 101889, 1063 nucleotides. Its product is annotated as Aldo/keto reductase. The coding region runs from base 1 to 990 and encodes 329 amino acids. The transcript has 5 exons. Lineage: Eukaryota; Fungi; Ascomycota; Eurotiomycetes; Eurotiales; Aspergillaceae. The record is from RefSeq and is a predicted model, not a curated record. Gene Ontology annotation, cellular component: cytoplasm.